This is a messenger RNA of Struthio camelus australis, 228 nucleotides long. The record is from RefSeq and is a predicted model, not a curated record. Lineage: Eukaryota; Metazoa; Chordata; Aves; Struthioniformes; Struthionidae.
AUGGUCAUCUUCAAAUACGUGGGCCGCUGUGCUCUGAUAUUCCUCCUUGCUCUGUUAUGCGAUGUGACGGGACUGAUCAUCCUCCUCCUGGGAAUUUUUGCUCCACUAACCUAUUGGGACUUCUUUAUUUACUCGGGAGCUGUGCUGAUCGCUUUCAGCCUCCUCUUCUGGAUAUCCUGGUACACAUCCAACAUCGAGGUCCCCUUUAGGGAACUAGGUUUUAACUAA